AUGCAAGAACCAGAUAAGAACCAACUCAAUAUAAUAACAGUACAAACGCGUAUAGAAGAAUUACCGAGCCCCUUGGCCAGCCGCCACAACCCCGCGUGUUACUGCGGGACAGAUGAUGCCUUCCUCUGCCAAGCGUGCGACCUCUCCGUCCACUCUGCCAAUCCCCUGGCCCGCUGCCACAACCGAGUCCGCCUCAAGACCUCAUCGGACGACCCCGCGUGGCACCGGGGCUUCACCCGCAAGGCCCGAACCCCCGGGCCCAACAAGAAGAACAUCAGCGCCAAGAGCCAGUCCGGGCCGGCCUCCAACCCGGCCCACCCCAGCGAAGACAACGACACAGAGGAGGAGCAGCCCAACCCGACCCACCUAUGCACUCUCGACCAGCCUGUCAACGAUAACGGCCAUCUCACAUGCAGAGCACAUGGCAUCACCUAA
Messenger RNA from Striga asiatica, 435 nucleotides. NCBI's taxonomy places the organism in Eukaryota, Viridiplantae, Streptophyta, Magnoliopsida, Lamiales, Orobanchaceae. The record is from the annotation of a GenBank genome assembly.